AGUACGCCGCCAUUUUCCUUGUUGUAGGUGCAUCAAAUGUCAUAAUAAUUUCAAUUUUUCUGAAAAUUAUAUUUUCUUUUGGCCUUUACGUUUCAUCCGUAUAUUAUUUUACAAUAAUUUAAAUGUAUUUCGAUGUGUUAAAGUUUUCUUGUGUAAAAUCAAACGCAACCGUUCAAUUUCUGUGGUUUUUCUAAGGUCGUCAUUUCAAGGAUCCUUCAUGUUCUUCAAAGAGGAUCAUCUUCGUAAAAGGUAGCGAGCCACACGCCCACGGCCGUUGUGAUACGCGAAUACAGAUUUGGGUUACGAGUGUUUGUUUUGUUUCGGGGAGGAAUGCGUAGGCGUUGUGAGGGUGUGUGGUGACGACGUUCGGGCGGUGUGUUGAUGGGACAAUGAGCGACUCGCCCGGAGUGGAGUGGCUGCCGGCCUACAGCCCCGGGCCGCCGCGCCACAGCCCGCUGGGGCCCAUCCCGCGCUUCCUGUACGAGGACGUGCAGCCGCUUGGCCUGCAGCAGGAGAACAACAACAAGGAGGGCGGCGAGAAGAACGCGAACAAAAUCAAGCAUGCCAAGCCCGCGUACAGCUACGCCAGUAUGAUCAGACUCGCUAUUAGCAGUUCCCCAAAUGGAAAGAUGACCCUCAAUGAGAUUUACAAUUACAUUUGCAAUGCCUUUCCUUACUACAAAGAAGCCGGCAAAGGCUGGAUGAACUCCAUUCGGCAUAACCUGAGCCUGAACAAAUGCUUCAUGAAGGUGGCCCGAAGCAAAGACGACCCCGGCAAAGGGUCUUACUGGGCCAUGGACACCAGCUAUAAGAUGGCGGAGGUCACGCCGCGGCGCCGCAGAAGUCUCAGGAUGGCGCCCUACAGUCCGGAAUGCAGCUCAAACAGCAGCGGGGAAGCGGGGGCGGUGCCGCCGGGCGCGGACGCGGCGCCCACGCCCCCCGCCACGCCCACAACGCCCACCGCGCCAACCACACCGACCACGCCCACCUCGCCCGCGCUGCGACAGGUCAAGGAGGAGCCGGUGGUCAAGCAGGAGGUGCAGGAUACAGUGAUUCCAGAAUCCAAGCACACAGACGACGCGUUGAGCGCGCUCAUGAACGAAGAGCUGAUGGCCGACGUGGACAUCACUAGAGAGAGACUAUGGUGCGAUGGCGGGCGACGUCACGUGUGCGGCGCACUACGUCACAGCGCUUUGACAGACGACUACGGCAACUUCGUAGCGCAGCGUAUCGACUGCGACUGCCCCGCGGAGCCGCCCGUGCCAGUAAACGCGCCCGCGCCCGCCGCCGCCGCCGCCUACCCCGCCUAUUGGCACGCCGACAUAUUAUAACACCGAUGUAGCGCCAUUUAGCGACCGCCCGGGAUAACCAAAUGAGGUCGCGCCGCAACAGCAGCGGCGUGGCUUGCGCGGGCGCAGCGACACGUGGGCAGCAGCUAGACGCUGCGGUAUGGGAACAUCUGUUACUCACGCUACCGGGUGCUCAGAAAAUUAUAUAUCCGCAGAGUAAAACACGGUUAUUCGCUAUUUUCCGGAGUUUCCGCUGAGCGUUCGGUCCCCCAGUUGGCCGGUUACCGGCUCCCCGUUAUGUAGUAAAAUAUCCGGACGUCAGGCCAGUAACUUGUACAGUAGGAUUCCGUACAAAGCGCACCCUUCAACUGAAGAUAUUUUAUCUAGACGCUUCUUUUGAAGUGAAUAUUGUUUGUCUCAGCUUGUUAUUAUUGUAAUAGCAUAAUUGAAUGUGGAUGCAAAUCACGGCUACACGGUGCGGUUAUCCGAAUAACGGUGGCUGCACCGACGCCCCUACACCAUGCUUUGCAACGCCACUUGUUGGUCAUGUUUUACUAUUUUAUUCUACUCGUACUUCGUUGCUUACUAUUUCAAUUUAAUUGUAUAUGAAUUGAAAUGAUAUUUACCUAGAGUAAAUUGCAAACAACUGUUAUCUAAGCUUUGAUAUAAAGUGUGUUAUCGGUUGGCUGACCGCAGUCGGCCGCGGGAAGGCGACGUUUCGUUCCGAGCGAGAAGCAUCGGUCGAACGGAAUUCGACACUAUUUACUAAGAUAUACUUAUUUGAUAUGCAUAUAAUGAAGAAUAUAAUAUCUCUACAUCACGAUAGUUUUGUAAACAAUAAUAAGACUAAUGUGAGAUUGUAACAUUUUUUCUGUGAAAAAAUAUGCCACGAAAAAAAUGAUAUAUCAAAAAAUCGGUAACAUAUCUGCCAACUAAAAUAAUUAUAUAGAAUAGAUGUAGUUACCUUUACAUAGAGUAACGAUAACUUGUUAAUAUAAAGAAUACGAUGGACCACAGCGUGGGCGUAGAUUGUGUUGAGACACAGCGCGGAGUCUCCUAGACUAUGCCAUUGCUCGCCGUCAGCCAGGAAUGGCAUACUUUAACGACGAGUAACAUAAGAAAAUGUUGAAACAGUAUUGGAGCCAGAACGGUGACGAACAGAUCUCAGAAUGACCAGUAUAUUGUAAUAAAGAAUAUUAUUAGUGUGCUAAAUGAUUUUAUAAUUUAGCUGUGCAUAUACACGAUUAGUAUUCAGUUUGUAUUUAGUUAAAAUAAAGUAAUACGGUUAUAUAAAAUAUGAAUUAGUUGGUACGAAUUUAUAAUUUACAAUAAAUAUUAUUAUGUAUAUUGAAUAUUGAAGUCGCACCUAUAUACGUAAAGUAUUGCUUUUAGAGAUUAGAGUACUAAAAUUUGGCCUAUUGAAUAAAUAUUUAGGUUCCGCUUGCCUACAUUUGCAACUUUAGUUCGAGGUGCAAAUUAUAUUGUUUAUUUACAUUUGUGCCAUAGAGGAGCGGACAGAUAAGGAUUGAGAUGGACAGGUAGGAAUUAAAAUUUGUCCCAUAUCUUAUUAAAAAUGUGUUCAGAAAUUUUUAGAAGUUGUACCUACAUACAUUAUUGAUAGUUGUAUGUACAUAGCGUUAUUUUAAUAUAACUGGUUUCUUAAGGUGUCUGCGGUGUAUGUAAUUUUUUUAACGAUUUUUGAUGUGUAUGUUUAUAUGAUGUUGUUAUAAAGGUCAUGUAUAAUAUCGUUUUGAUACUCGACAUACAAAGAUUGUCUUGAACUGGAGAGAUCUCUUAUUCAAUUAAUUAAUCUCGCCCAGUCUGUGGCGCGAGAUGUCCCGUAUUUAUUGUAACAACGCUAUUUGAAUGGACAAACGAGAUUCAUAUUUAAAUCGUCAAUCAUUUGACAAUGAAUCCACCGUCUUACAUAACCGUGAAUCGACACGGUGCGAUUUCUGUCAAAUCGAUUGAAUUAUUGUUACACUUGCCUACAACAACAGAUCAGUUUGGAUAACGAUAUGUUAUCAAGAUAAUGGUACUUAAGUUUCUACAGAGUACAAAAUUAUACAUUUAUUAGCGUGUUAACCCCAGAUUAAUUUUAACGUGCAUAGUUUACAAACAAAGCACCAACCGUUACCCGUCAAUGAGAGUAUUGUAUAGAAAAUCUGUUUAAUUUGACAUUAAAAUAUUGACGGCAACUCGAAACUCGUCCCUAUGACUAUUAUAUUAAGAGAUAUUUGUUAGUAUAUAUUAUGUAAAAGGAUAGAUUUCAUUAUACUGUUCGUAUUGGUUAAAUCACAUUCCUUUGAUUAGAUGAAAUCGAGAUAUAUUUUAAGUUCUUAACAUAUUUUUAUACAAAAAUAAUAUAGAAUUGAAUUCAGUAUUUAUACUUAUAUUAUUUUAGUUUGAAUAUGUAAUCUAAUCGAUUGACAUAAUAAUAAUAAUAAAUAACCGAUAUUAUUGUUUUGUAACGUGGUGCAUAAUAAGUUGCCAUCUUUUAUUGUUUGGUAGUAUUUAUUUUUUCUGUGAUAAAUCUUUUACUUUAUAUUAAAACGUGCAUAAAAUCAGAUCGUAUAAGUACUGCAAUUGCGCCUCGGGUGUUUCGUCUUGUAUCUUUCAAUACUUUUUUUUGUAACAAUUUUACCCUUAACUCUGAUGUGGCUGUUAGCUAAAUUGUAUCGAACAUAUACCCACACUUGUCCACUAGUAGCUGUAUAAUUUUGUUUAUGGUUCAAACCUACCACUCGCUGCCAACACAAUACAAAAU
This is a messenger RNA of Ostrinia furnacalis (Asian corn borer), 4056 nucleotides long. RefSeq names its product fork head domain transcription factor slp1. The coding region runs from base 390 to 1331 and encodes 313 amino acids. Gene Ontology annotation, molecular function: RNA polymerase II cis-regulatory region sequence-specific DNA binding; DNA-binding transcription factor activity, RNA polymerase II-specific. The transcript is spliced from 7 exons. Gene Ontology annotation, biological process: regulation of transcription by RNA polymerase II. The record is from RefSeq and is a predicted model, not a curated record. Gene Ontology annotation, cellular component: nucleus. Lineage: Eukaryota; Metazoa; Arthropoda; Insecta; Lepidoptera; Crambidae.